GGUAUCAUCAUGUCUCAGCAUUUUCUUGCCUUGCUCCUAAUUGCACUUGCACUAAACGGCGGAUUAACAAUUGGCCAGGAAUGCAGGAAUUGUGAAAAGAAAAUCGACGCCUUGUCCGGAGUGGUAAACGGUUUAGUGAAAUCAGUAGAAAAUUUGAGAUGGCUUUCGCAGUUGAAUGGUGAAAUAAUUGCUCAACUCAGUUUUAACGGAAAGCUUGUGGGACAGAACCUUUCGGCAGUGCAGCAGGAUCUCCGGCAACUACUGGCAGGCCAGCUUUCCAUCAUAUCCGAUCAGAAGUUAGUGCUGGAGAGCCUAACGAACACCUCACGCGAGACUAAGUACACAUCUUGCGUGGAUCUACGUUCCCAGCCAUCUGGAAUCUAUGAAAUACGACCGGAAAAUCCGUUCAAGGAACCCUACAAGGUGUUGUGUGAUCAAGAUUAUGAAUCAGGUGGAUGGCUAGUCAUUCAACAUCGCUACGAAGGAUCGACCAACUUCUAUCGCAACUGGAAGCAGUAUAAAAAUGGAUUCGGUAAUUUGGAUGGCGAGUUCUGGCUUGGUCUCGAUCGAAUUCACGAGCUGACAACGUCGAAGCCACAUGAACUCGUGGUGCUUUUGGAGGAUUACGAUGGCAACAAAACUUACGCCAAGUACGAUCUGUUCGAGAUCGGUGGAGAAAGUCAGCUGUAUGAGUUGACGAACAUAACUGGCUACACGGGAUCUGCUGGCGAUUCUCUAAGUGGCGAGAAGGGUAUGAAGUUCUCUACUCUUGAUUCGGACAACGACAGUUGGAGCGGAAAUUGUGCAGUAACAUACACCGGAGCGUGGUGGUACGGCUCUUGUCACAGAAGCAAUCUAAAUGGAAAGUACCUACAAGGAGAAACUCAUGAAUAUGCCACCGGAAUGGUUUGGUAUUCUUUCAGAGGGUACCAUUAUUCGCUGAAAUCAGCCAAAAUGAUGAUUAGACCACGAGCUUAGCUUUGCGGAGGGCAGAGUUUCGCGCAAAUAAUUAUGUAACGAUCAGAAGCGAUUUACAAUAAAAAAUAAU
Molecule: messenger RNA, 1048 nt
Organism: Anopheles darlingi
Lineage: Eukaryota; Metazoa; Arthropoda; Insecta; Diptera; Culicidae
Product: ficolin-2-like
Exons: 2
Coding region: 10-978 (322 amino acids)
Source: RefSeq, a predicted model, not a curated record